This is a messenger RNA of Olea europaea var. sylvestris, 687 nucleotides long. RefSeq lists its product as uncharacterized. The record is from RefSeq and is a predicted model, not a curated record. The transcript is spliced from 3 exons. The coding region runs from base 1 to 687 and encodes 228 amino acids. Gene Ontology annotation, molecular function: zinc ion binding; nucleic acid binding. Lineage: Eukaryota; Viridiplantae; Streptophyta; Magnoliopsida; Lamiales; Oleaceae.
AUGGACAUAGAAUCCGGACCUGAGGCGAAAGACUCUUCUGGAGAUGAGGCUACACCAAAGAAGAUCCUGGUCGAGCAAUUUAGAAGACACAAGUCCCCUACUUUCAAUGGAGCAGCUGAUCCACUUGCAUUCAAGGAGUGGCUUCACAAGUUGGAGAGAAUAUUCCGAUUAAUAGGGUGCACGGACGCUCAGAAGGUCCAGUUUGUUGAGUUUAUGUUCUCCGGUGAUGCAAGCCACUGGUAUGCUCCACAUCUGGUGGAUACGGAGGACAAGAAAGUCAGGAGGUUUGAACAAGGGUUGAACCCAGAUAUAAGCAUGAUACUUGUGUCCCAUCGUUUUACCUCAUACCGUAAAAUGUUGGAAAGAGCUCAUGCUAUCUGGUACCUGAAGACUAGCACCGAGCAAUAUAGUAAAUUGUUCAAUCAACCGGACAAUAGAAAUAUGGGUAAAAGGAAAUGGAAUGGCCAGGACAAGGGAAAGAGCAAGUGGCAAAACAAGAAAGCUAAUGGCGGAGUCAAUGCCAACAAGAGUAUUGUGCCAGUUAUAGAGCCAUGUCCUAAGUGUGGAAAGACGCAUCGUGGCGUGUGUUUACAAGGGAAGAAUGUCUGUUUCAGAUGUGACAAGCCAGGGCAUAUUUUUAAGGAUUGCCCCACAUUUACCCCGAAGAAGGAUGAUAACAAUGACUAG